This is a messenger RNA of Salmo salar (Atlantic salmon), 1749 nucleotides long. Its product is annotated as serotonin N-acetyltransferase. Gene Ontology annotation, molecular function: aralkylamine N-acetyltransferase activity. NCBI's taxonomy places the organism in Eukaryota, Metazoa, Chordata, Actinopteri, Salmoniformes, Salmonidae. Gene Ontology annotation, cellular component: cytoplasm. The record is from RefSeq and is a predicted model, not a curated record. Gene Ontology annotation, biological process: response to light stimulus; circadian rhythm.
CAAGAGAGAGAGGAGGGAGGAGAUAAAGAGAGGGUGAGAUAAGACAAUAAGGCAGGUAGAGAGUGUUCGGAUGAGAUUGCAUCAGGCUGUCCCAAAAAGAGGAGGAAACUGAAGAUUAACCUUCGUAUAACAGACAAGAGAGAAGACUUGUGCAAACAAACAACAAUAGAAGGAACAUAAGAAUAUCGAAGUAAUCCAACUGGAGUUAUAACAAUUGUAAAAUGUCACUAGUGGGCGCCCUGCCUUUCCUGAAACCGCGCCUAUCGCCUUCUGUUUCUCCUGGGCGCCAAAGAAGACACACACUGCCAGCAAGCGAGUUCCGACCGCUCAACACGCAAGAUGCCAUCAGCGUGUUCGAAAUUGAGAAAGAGGCCUUUAUCUCUGUGUCAGGAGACUGCCCGCUCCACCUUGAUGAGGUGCGUCAUUUCCUCACGCUGUGUCCAGAGCUGUCCAUGGGCUGGUUUGAGGAGGGGAGACUAGUAGCCUUCAUCAUUGGGUCCCAAUGGGACCAGGACAGACUCACCCUAGACGCCCUAACUCUUCACAAGCCCAAAGGUUCCACAGUUCAUAUCCAUGUGCUGGCGGUCCACCGGACCUUCCGGCAGCAGGGAAAGGGCCCUAUCCUGAUGUGGCGCUACCUGCAGUACCUACGCUGCCUGCCCUAUGUGCGCCGUGCAGUGCUCAUGUGCGAGGACUUCCUGGUUCCCUUCUACCAGAAGUCUGGCUUCAAGGUGCAGGGCCGCUGUUCCAUCACGGUGGCAUCACUGACCUUCACAGAGAUGCAGUACCCUGUGAGGGGCCAUGCCCUGAUGCGGCGCAACAGUGAAGCUAUUGGUUUUCCUCAGACUGCGUUAUUAUUGGAGGAACAGACUCAGAGGCUUAAGUCUGUGUUAUUAUUGGAGGAACCGAUUCAGAGGAGUGAGUCUGCAUUGUUAUUGGAGGAACAGACUCAGAGGACUGAGCCUGCAUUGUUAUUGGAGGAACAGAUUCAGAGGAGUGAGUCUGCAUUGUUAUUGGAGGAACAGACUCAGAGGACUGAGCCUGAGUCUGCUGAUGUGUAAAUCCUUUUUUUACUGAGUAAGAUAUUAGAUUCCUGCUGUACAUAUCAACUAUGAUGUAAAAUAAAGUGAUGUAAACAUUUACAUUUAUAUCUAAGAUGGUAGUCUAAAGUGUACACCAUACAUGCAUGACCGAUGCAGGGAGUCUUUAAGCUUUAUUACAAUGUUUUAAUUUCAGAUACCUAACGUUAUUUAAUAUGUGAAUACUUCAACGUUAACUAGCUACAUGCUAAUGGAUGUUAGAACAAAUAUUGUGUGACUUCUGUCUGUGUGAGAUUAUAUUUUUCCUGCAAAUGUUCCCGCUUAAUUUAUUGUAAAUUUUGUCUGAAGGUUUGGGUUGCAAGCCCCUCCUCUCUGACGGUAUAUGGACUGACGUCACUAACUACCAGGCUUUAGCAGCUCAACCGUGCCUCCUUAUCUCUAUUAGUGGGCAUUAGGUAUACUGUAAACGUCUGAGGAUUUACAAGAGGAUCCUUUCAUUGGACUGCCAGUAGAUCUAGUGACUUAACAAGCCCGUUUUCAUACAAUGAGAAAAGUAGGCUACAUUCACACCAAUUUGGAUUAAUUUGUUACUGAAACUGUUUGUCUAUUCAUUUCCCUUUGGGUCAUAUGUGCAGAGUGUUAAUCAAACCAUGUAAUAUAUUCUCUUACUCCACCAGAACCUGUCUUACCCUUGAAUCCAAUCAUAUCU